Molecule: messenger RNA, 3107 nt
Organism: Selaginella moellendorffii
Lineage: Eukaryota; Viridiplantae; Streptophyta; Lycopodiopsida; Selaginellales; Selaginellaceae
Product: probable serine/threonine protein kinase IRE
Exons: 16
Coding region: 299-2995 (898 amino acids)
Biological process (GO): intracellular signal transduction; peptidyl-serine phosphorylation
Molecular function (GO): protein serine/threonine kinase activity; ATP binding
Source: RefSeq, a predicted model, not a curated record
AUGACGUGCACUGUUUCAACGGGCGGGGGCGGCGAGCCCCUGAGCGAUUCUUUCGUCUCUGGGGAUCAAUGACGCCAUAGAUCGAUCAAGAGGAGGCGGCGGUAAUCCCAGGUCCCCAGCCGCGCCGCCGCUGGAGGGAUUGAUUUCUCCUCUGCCGCACGGAUUCCUCGCCGCGAUCGGGCUCGCGCCGGCGCUGGGGCUUUUCUUGUUUUGGCCUCUCGGCGAUUCAUUGCGAUUGCGUGCGUCGCCUGGGGGGGGAUUGAUGGAAAUCUUCGCUCAAUGAGGCUUCUUGGCGGCAAUGAUCAGCAGUUUGAUGCGGCAGUUGGUCAGGCAGAGCCAGGAAUCCGCGACUCCCAGCGGUGAUCGGAUCGAUGCUCCUCCCAAAGGUCCGGAUGAUGAAUCCCCGCCUCGAGCUUCGCCUCUGACUCCUCUCAAACUCAGGUCGGAGCAAUCUCCACCUCCCGGGAAUGAGAAUAUUUCGCCCUCUCCUCUGCCGCGGGCGAUCGCAUCACUGUCUCCAGGAGCAUCGGCCGGAAAGAAUGAGCAGUGUUCUUCCACAGGGUUUGAGAGUCCCCGCAUCUCCGAUUUUGGGAAGGAUACUGAUUCUCCAAGGUUUCAAGCGCUGCUACAGCUUACGAGCGGCUUAAAGAAAACCAAGCUACGAAGCCUCAACAAGAGCUUUGAGGUAGAGGCAAAAGAUCUACACGCAAACAUGUAUUGGCGGCCUCACAGCUUUAACGACGUUGAGGAAAUCAUCUCAGCUUUACGUGAAAAAUUCAACUUGGCAAAGGAGGAAGUAAAUGCAGAGCUUGCGGCGUUUGAGCUAGAGUUAAAGGAGAUUCUGCGGACAGGAGACGUGCCUCCCGGGGAAGAGAAAGGCUUCGAAGAGCUGCUGGCUGUGGCCCGGGCAUGUCUUACGAUGACGCCCUUCGACUUUCAGCAGCAGUGUGAGCGUGUGGUCCAGGCGCUCGAUGAGAAGAGGCAAGAGCAGUCAAAUGGUCUGCUGAAGCAGCUUUUCACGCGCAUUCUCUUCAUCCUCACACGCUGUACUCGCUUGCUCCAGUUCCGGAACGAAAACGGUCUGAACAAGGAUGGCUGCCUGAACAGGUUUCCGAGACAUCCAAAGUCCGACACCAUCGCUGAUGCAACGGAUGGAAAGGAUUCGCGGUCCUGUCCGGCAACACUGAAGUCGUUAAAGCUUGAAGACAGGGUCCUCAACAAAAACCAAGAUGAAAACACAGCGAAAGAUGGUUCUCGUCAACUGGAGCAGUCAAGCAACGGGCUUGUUUGCCGGAUAUGUGAAUUACGGGUUCCAGCGUUUUUCUUUGAAGGACAUUCGCGUGUAUGCGCGGCUGCUGAUCGGUGCGAUCAUGACAAGCUGGGGUUCGAUGACAGGUUAAACAGACUCGCUGAGACUUUGGAAAAAGUCGUAGAGACUUGCUCACCGAAAAGCCAGGCAGAAGGUGACAGUUUGUCUCCUAAGCGAACAGACGAUAACACUCCCCGGUCUCCGUUUUCCUCUGGUUCCAUGGAGGAAGCGGAUGAUGUCUACGAGAUUGAAGAACUGGCAUAUCUUGCUAGAUGUGUCGCAAGAGUGAACGUCCUAGACGAGUCUGCUCUGGAACAUUUGAGUGUUUGCAGUCAGAACGUUGAAAAAAUCCUUCAUGAUUGUAAGGCCGAAGGUUUGACGGCAAUUACAUAUGGAGAGAGAAUAAGAUCUCUUGUCAGGCAAAAGUACUUGGAAGCUUCUAAAGCUUGUGAGCAUAAUGACUGUGUAUCAAAGGAACCUGCACCUUUACCUUGUAAGCACAGAACCAGCAUUGAGGACUUCGAAAUUAUCAAGCCUAUCAGUCGUGGCGCGUUUGGGAGGGUGUUUUUGGCCAGAAAAAAGACUACUGGUGAUCUGUUUGCUGUCAAGGUUCUUCGAAAAUCUGACAUGAUACGAAAAAAUGCCGUACGGAGUGUUCAGGCUGAGCGCAACAUCCUUAUCUCUGCUCGAAAUCCAUUUGUGGUCCGUUUUUUCUAUUCUUUCACAUGCAGCGAGAACCUUUACUUAGUCAUGGAGUACCUGAACGGAGGCGAUCUAUACUCAUUGCUCAUGAGUAUGGGAUGCCUUGAGGAGGACAUGGCACGCGUUUACAUCGCUGAGCUCGUCCUGGCGCUAGAGUAUCUGCACUCUUUAGGAGUUGUACACCGAGACUUGAAGCCUGGGAACAUACUGAUUGCGCACGAUGGACAUAUCAAACUGACCGACUUCGGUUUAUCAAGAAUGGGUCUUAUCAAUAGCACUGACGACCUUGCUAUUGCUAUGAAUGACGAUAGGGAACAUAAUCAGCUAAAAUCAGCAGUGGGGACGCCUGACUACCUGGCCCCUGAGAUUUUGCUGGGAACUGAACAUGACCAUGCCGCCGACUGGUGGUCUGUUGGGAUUAUCUUGUACGAGUUUCUCACUGGUGUUCCUCCAUUCAAUGCCGAGCAUCCUCAGAUCAUCUUCGACAACAUCCUUAACAAGAAGAUUUCCUGGCCGCGAGUCCCGGAAGAUGUAUCAUAUGACGCCUGUGAUCUAAUAAACAGGCUCCUCACCGAUGAUCCAAAACGACGCUUGGGUUACCGGGGUGCCGGAGAGGUGAAGGCGCAUCCAUUUUUCAAGGAUGUGAAGUGGGACAUGCUUGCGCAACAGAAGGCAGCAUUCGUUCCAUGCCCGAGUGACCAGCAUGAUACCAGUUACUUCAACUCGAGGUCCAGGUCCAUGGACAGCAUCGAGGAAGAGGAUUCAUUCGGGAGUACCUGCAGCAUGGACUUGUUUGAAAACAAGCUUGGCGACGAGGCCGAUGACGAUUGCCAUGAGCUCACCGAGUUUGGAUCAUUCUCCCACGUCACAUUUAGCAACUUCUCUUUCAAGAACCUCUCGCAGCUCGCGUCCAUCAAUUACGACUUAUUGGUGCAAAACGGCACCGGCAUGGAGUCAAUGGGAGGCCGACUUUCCAGUCCAUGACGAGAAACCGAAAACAAUGAGAGGAAAACGAACGAAAAACGAAGAGAGCCUCUUUUGUAGCCGAUUGUAAAUACAUUUUUCCCUUCGUACAAGUUUUUUGCACGGAUGGCAA